Cylindrotheca closterium is the source of this 762-nucleotide messenger RNA. NCBI's taxonomy places the organism in Eukaryota, Bacillariophyta, Bacillariophyceae, Bacillariales, Bacillariaceae. The record is from the annotation of a GenBank genome assembly.
AUGAUGAAAUCCUUCAUGAUAGCCGCUCCAAAGAGGAACCUUUCGUCGUUCCAUGGGGUCAGGUUCGACGCUGAAGCUCGAAAUGGCUUUCGAGGAAUUUCAAGUUUUCUGUCAUCAUCCACCGUUUACAAUAUGAAGAAUACCACCACCAUUGAGGAGACCCAGGCGAUCUCACCGUUGAAGCGGGAAAUAACGAGGAAUUACACUGUGAUGUGCAGAGAUUCCGCUUUGAAAUCUAAUCGAACGCGGAUGGUGAUUCAAAGAGAGUCAUCACCCUUCACCAAGGGAUUGUCCUUACGAACGAAUUCGGAUGAAAAGAAAUCCAAUGAGGGAACUGAUUUCUUUGUAGGAACCAACUCGGAAGAAGAAACUCUUCCUCCUCCCAUUCCCGGUGACAGUGGUGAGGAAGACCUUGCAUUUGAAGACCCAAAUGAGGACAAACAUCCCCCAGAAGAUCUGGAUGGCGAUCGGGCCGACUUUACCGUUCCCAUUGUUAUCAACAUGCCCGAUAUGAACGAUGAUAACCUGAUCAGUGAGAUUGAGAAAUGGUACAAGGAGCCCGGUGAUAUCAUCAAGCGCAAUGAUAUCUUGUGUGAUAUUACAACUCCCGACUUUACCUUUGGAAUGGUGACGGAAGAUGACUUUGAUGCCAUCAUGGGGGAGCAUCAUGUCAAGGAAGGUGAAUCGGCUAGAGAUAACGCGCCGAUUUGUACCAUCUAUCAUCAGCCCGAUCCUGGUGCUGCAUCGAAAGGAAAGAAGUAG